AUGACGUCCGAAUCCGGCGAACGGAGGACGGCGAGGCUCGGUACACCUGCACCGGAACAACUGGCUUGCCCCCGCUGCGACUCAUCCAACACAAAGUUCUGCUAUUACAAUAACUACAACCUGUCACAGCCCCGCCACUUCUGCAAGUCCUGCCGCCGGUACUGGACGCGAGGUGGCUCGUUGCGCAACGUCCCCGUCGGCGGUGGUACAAGGAAAUCAGCCUCCUCCCACAAACGCUCCCGCACCACCUCCACCGCCUCCGCUCCCACCUCUACCUCAAGCAGCUCGGUUUCUAAUGUAAUGACUCAAGCUCACGACCCGAUUGAUACGAACCCGAUUUCCGUGGGUGUAAAUUCCGGGCCGGGUUCUUUAGUGAACUUGAAUGAUUCUGUUCUUCCAGGGACAGAGAGCUUCAGUUCUUGGUUUAGUGGACAAAUGGGUAUGGGUGAUGGGAUUUUACCUUUGAAUGGAAACGGGCCUGGGCCGGGUCUGAGUUAUGGGCUUGGGGUUUUGGACUGGCACAUGGAGGCAGUGGGCGGCGAAAAUGGUGGCGCCGCCGUUACUGGUGGGUCAACUGGUUGCGACACAUGGCAGAUGAAUGAGACGGCAGAGGGUGAUUGCUUUGCUUGGCCGGAACAUGCUAUUUCUACAUCCACACUUGGGAAAGGUCUUAAUUGA
Fraxinus pennsylvanica is the source of this 678-nucleotide messenger RNA. Lineage: Eukaryota; Viridiplantae; Streptophyta; Magnoliopsida; Lamiales; Oleaceae. The record is from the annotation of a GenBank genome assembly.